AUGGGAAACUGUUGCAGCACGGAAAAUAAUGUUAUUCAGCCAGACAAUCAUUCUUUAGCGUCGUCGACGAGCUACUACGACGAACAAGAAGCCCCGAUUAAGAUUUUCGCCGAUGAAAGUCAACGACGACCCUCAAAUGCUUCUCAAAUCACGCACUUUUCCGACGACAUUCUUAAAAAACCCGCCGUCAAGCUUCCUGAAACGGUCGACAUUGUCGAGGAAGACGGAGAUUCGGCAGAUGGCGAUUCGGCUUUUGAGGAGGAGCCUUCUGAGCUGCGAGAUGCUCAGCCUUCGGUGGGGCCUAUGCCUGCAGACAGAAGACAUUCCACAGCUACACAGGAAGCAAUUUUCAUUUAUCAGUCAGCUUCGAGAGCGGCGGACAGAAUACACCAGGAGAAUUUCAGGAUGAAAUCGCUCGAAAACGUACCGCGAAAGCCGAAAAGUCGAAAGUCCUGGAUCGCGCUGCCCACGUCGCACAAGAUCCCAUCUGCCGAGGUUCUAGAGGAAUCUUCCAAACACCAGGAUCUGCAUCAUAAAGAUCUCCACAUCGUAGAAAAUAUCAUCGAAGAAGAAGAUUACUACCGAAAGACAAUGAACCGAGGGCGGCCGAGCAUAAGCAUCCAGCCACAACCGGAGUCGGCCUUUCUCGCCGAGCUGCGAAGAAAACAGAACGAGCCGCAAGUCCGCAUCGCCGAGGAGAACAGCCGCGAGAGCAGUAGGAGCGGGGCCAGCUAUAAUAGCAAAGGCAGCUUUAUUCCGGAGAAAGAAGAGACUAAAGUUAAAUUCGAAGAAGACAGUAAACCCAGUACAGAAAGUACUGAUGAUACUAUUGAAAAGGUCCCAGUUAGUCCUCUUCACGAAGUCGACUGA
Oikopleura dioica is the source of this 870-nucleotide messenger RNA. The record is from the annotation of a GenBank genome assembly. NCBI's taxonomy places the organism in Eukaryota, Metazoa, Chordata, Appendicularia, Copelata, Oikopleuridae.